AUGGGUGUUGAUGAAGGCGAACAAGUCGAAGCUUCUGCGGCGGAACCACCGCCGCCGGAACCGACACCAACGCCAGAACCAGCGCCAGUUCCGGCUCCGGCCCCGCCGCCAGCGGAACCUGCUCCCACGCCAUCACCAGCACCGGCACCUCCAACCGAAGGUGCUCCAGCAGCUCCUCCCGCGGAAGGCGUUCCACCGGUGGAAGGAGCUGCACCAGCACCUGCUGAAGGUGCGCCCCCAACAGUCCCAGCAGAAGGUGUUGCACCACCUGCGGAAGGUACCGUGCCACCAGCGGAAGGAGCUGCGCCUCCGGCCGAAGGAACCACACCUGUUGCUCCUGCGGAAGGAACAGCGCCGUCAGCGGAAGGUGCACCGGCCGAAGGAGCACCUCCAGCCGAAGGUUCCGCACCCGCUGCUGCUACCCCUGCCGAAGGUGCUUCCAUAGAAGGACCACCAGCGGAAGGUGCAACACCAGCAGUACCAGAAGGAACUCCUGCGGCUCCGCCAGCGGAAGGAGUUCCCCCAGCCGAGGGAGCUCCCCCUGCUUCUGAUGCAGCUCCAGCGGAAGGCGCACCAGUUGCACCCUCCGAAGGAGCCGCAGUCGCUGCUGCACCCGCAGAUGCGACACCCGCAACUCCAGCGGAAGUCGCAUCGGCGCCCACCGAAACUAAUCUAGUUUUGAUAUUGCGAGUUACAAUCCGCAUCAGAAGCAAUCCCGCGCUAAAGAGCGCGAAAUACAUCAUGAACGCACCUGCAUCGUAAUUGAACGGAAAAGAGAGAGAGAAAGAGAAAGUGAAGGGAUCACACACAUUUUGCCGCACAUUUACUUUUCUCUCGUCAACGUCAAACUCUGAAGAACAUUUGCACCAUCAACAGUAAAGAAUGGAUAACCGCGGCUCGCACUUUUCUUAUCGUCAUCAUCAUCAUUAUCAUCGACAUCACCACCACCACUAGCGUCCUUUACCGUCAUCUCUAUCGCCGUCGCUGUCUCAUCGCUCACACUUUGCAUAUUCAUUGUUCAUGCAUCACGAAAACUUGCACGUGCCACAUGAGAUGUAAAACAAAACAGAAUAAUACACGAGAAAGAGAGGAAAAGAAAGAGAGUCGCGUGUCCCGUCACGCGAUAUAUCUUAUCGAGAACUCGACGCGGAUUUCAUAUCUUAUUUGUCUGAUAUCCGUUAUGAGAAACGAAUCCGCUCGUUAUUAAAAUGCCGGGAACGAUCUUUAUUCGACGAAUGUUGCGAUUAAUAAUCGAGAUUAUGUCAAGUGCGCAUACAUACAUUUCGUCACGUUCGCUCGAGCAUUCGAUAACUCUUCCAUCAAACCAAGUAUUAAUCGGUAAAGUAAUCACACACACACAUACACAAAACCGCGCAUCGGAAUUCUCUAAAUAAUCUACCACGGCACGUCGUAGUUUUCUUUACACAGAUCAAUAUCGAAUCGACACAUCUUCUGUACGAGAAAUUGGAUUUCGUAAUAAAAGCU
This is a messenger RNA of Camponotus floridanus (Florida carpenter ant), 1485 nucleotides long. RefSeq names its product skin secretory protein xP2-like. Bases 1 to 762 code for a protein of 253 amino acids. NCBI's taxonomy places the organism in Eukaryota, Metazoa, Arthropoda, Insecta, Hymenoptera, Formicidae. The transcript has 6 exons. The record is from RefSeq and is a predicted model, not a curated record.